AUAAAGUUUGAAAAUUUUUUUUUUUUUUUCAGUCAUCGUAUAUAAAAUAAUAUUUUAUCAUCCUAUUCAUCGUAUAUUAAAUAAUAUUUAUCAUCUUACUCAUCGUAUAUUAAAAUAAUAUUUUAUCAUCCUACCGCAGUAGCAAAUAUUAUUAUUAUUCGUCAUGUCCGAUAAAAAUGAAUGGAUUAAAGAAGCCAUUGCUAAAAAAUUUUUUAAAUUUUAUGAGUAUAAGGAUUUUAGUAAUGUCCAAAAAAUUGGUGUGGGUGGAUUUGGAACAGUUUACCGUGCAAAUUGGAAAGAUUCGGACCAGAUUUUUGCUUUAAAAACUUUUAAUAGUAUAAACAAUGAUACUGCAAAAGAACUCGCUCGAGAGUUGGAACUUCAACGCGAAGUUGAUUAUCAUAAUAAUAUUAUUCGUUUCUACGGGAUUACGGUAUUUGAAGGGGAACAAAACGUAUUUAAACAUUAUUCAUUGGUAAUGGAAUAUGCUAAUCAUGGUACACUUCGAAAGUAUUUGAAGAAAGAUCUUACUUGGGAUAAUAGAUUUGAAAUCGCUUACCAAUUGGCUUGCGCAGUUUCAUGCUUACAUGAUGAAGGAAUUGUACAUAGUGAUUUGCACUCUAACAAUGUAUUGGUUCAUCAAGAUGCUAUCAAAUUGGCUGAUUUUGGAUUAUCAAAAAGAAUCGAAAAAGUAUCAGCGUCAUCCAAAAGUACAUCAAAAUUAUUCGGUAUUGCUCCUUAUGUUGAUCCAAAAAAGAUUGAAAACAGUAAAUAUAAAUUAAAUAAAAAGAGUGAUGUAUAUAGUAUUGGAGUAUUAUUAUGGGAAAUAUCCAGUGGUAAACCACCUUUCGCAAAUAAUGAAAAACAAGGUUAUUUCUUAAGCUUGGAUAUUUCACAAGGUACUCGAGAAAAAAUUAUUCCUGAUACACCUAUAGAUUAUUCUAAACUUUAUACAGAGUGUUGGGAUGGAAACCCAGAUAAUCGUCCAAAUAUGAAAGAAGUUCUUAAUCGAUUAAAAAAAUUUAUUGAUAAAUCAACCAAUGAUGACCAAACAGACCAAACAGAUAAUUCCAUUAAGGAUCAUAACACCGUAUUAAAUAGCGAUGAAAUUAAUGAAAUUAAAAAUUCACCAUUUUCUUCUGAUAUUAAAUUUCCUACAAGUGAACUAAAUGUAGCAUUAGAAAAUCUAGAUAAAAAUUCGAACGGUUCUUCUAUUGGUAAAUUUAUUAUAAAUGAAUUAGGAGUGUUAAUAGAACAAGAACAAACAAAGGAUAAUUUAAAUAACAAUAUAUCAAAUAUUAAUGAAAUUAAAAAUUCGGAUUCUUCUUCUGUCGCUGAUAAAUUUGAAAUAAAAGAAACAAUAGAAAUAAGGGAACAAGAAAAAACAAGUAACGACAAAACAGAUAACUUAGAUAACAACAUCACCUUUAUUAUAUCGAAUGUUGACGAAAUUAAAGAUUCGAAUAUUUCUUCUAUCGCUGAUAAAUUUGAAAUAAAAGAAACAAUAGAAGUAAUAGAAGUAACGGAAAAAGAAAAAGAAAGCAAUGAUCAAAUAAAUAAUUUGGAUAAUAUGAUUUCAAAUAAUUAUGAAACUAGAAGUUCAGAUUUUUCUCUCGUUGAUAAAUUUGAAAUUAAAGAUACAAUCGAAGUAACGAAAAACGAAAGAGGGAUAAAAUUAAUAGACAUGGUAGCGGAUUGCUUUGAUAGCGGAGUUGAUGAUUCUGAGAAAGAAUUUGCUGAAAAUAAAUAUUUAAGUUUACUAGAUGUUCUUCUUGAUGGGUUGGAUGAUGAUGAUAAAAUGGGAUUAUAUCAAUCUUUUGCAAAAGUUAAUAAUAGGGUUGGUAAGAUUAAUAUUCCUAAAAUUGUUGAAGAUUAUAAAGUAGGAGAAGGGAUAGCAAAAGAAUUAACAAAUCUAAUAUAUGAAGGUAAAGAUGAAUUAAAUAAAGUAUUUAAAUAAAAUUUGUAUUUGAUGUUUUCGUAACUGACGUAUAUAUACGUACAUAAAAAUAUUAAUAAAUAGUAAUAAUAAAUUUUGCUUGAAUUAAUUAAAGUUUAACCAUUAAUAUAGUUUUAAUAUAGUUGUGAUAUUUUUACAUGAAUCAGGCGAGUAUUAUAUGGUUCGCAACGAAAAUUAUCUCAUAUAUGUAUCGUAUUUGUGUCACGUGAACAUGCGAUAAAUACUUGCAAUAUUUCUUUAUUUUUUUCCAAUCUUAAUAAUUUACCAUUCGAAACAUUUAAAAUAAAUAUCUUCAAUAUCUUCAUAUCUUUCAAUAAUACCUUCAUUUUUAUAAUUUUCGAAUAUCGAUAAAAAUUUAUCCGUAUCAACCAUAUAAAAUUUUAAUGGUGUUCUUCCUCUCCAAUUUUCAAAAAAUAAAUUUAAAGAAAUUUGAUCAAAAUCCCAAUAAUAAUAAAAUUUAAAUUUAAAUAAAUUAAUUGGAGAAGAUUU
Rhizophagus irregularis DAOM 181602=DAOM 197198 is the source of this 2446-nucleotide messenger RNA. Lineage: Eukaryota; Fungi; Glomeromycota; Glomeromycetes; Glomerales; Glomeraceae. The record is from RefSeq and is a predicted model, not a curated record.